CCUGACAUGGCCCCUUCCUGCUACUUCCUCAGCUCGUUCUCAAAAUUCAGGGUGGUGGGACAGAGUGGCGAUGGGCCGCUCCUUGCCGCCUUUCCUCCCUCCCUCCGCGCUUGCUCUCUCGCCGCUCUUGGUUUCGACUUCGGGGGAUCCCUAGGCCUAGUUUGGUCUCCGGGCCAGGCCGUUGGCGUUGCUAUGGCAACGGGACUCUGGGCGCGGCCCAGCCGGCGGGAGGAAUCUCAACCGGCCGCUGCUCAUGGAGGCCGGCGGAGGGGAUAUGCUCAACAGCAUGUGGUGGAAGGUCUUGAACCUAGAACAACCUACAGAUUUCGACUUAAAGUGACAGAUCCUUCAGGGGAGUCCGCUUACAGUACACCUGUUUGUGUAACCACAACAAGUGAACCAAUGAGUGGAGACCAUCUCCAUCGUGCUGUUAGCAGAAAUGAUGUAGAUCAAGUCCUUACUAUUCUUAAAGGAAGGCAAGUGGUGGUAGAUACACUCAAUAAACUAGGAUUUACAGCGUUGAUGGUUGCUUCACAAAAAGGAUAUACUAGACUUGCACAGAUUUUGGUAGAAAAUGGAGCAGAUGUGAACCGGAAGAAUGCCAGUGGGAAGGACAGUUUAAUGAUAGCUUGUUAUGCUGGUCACCUGGACAUUGCUAAGUAUCUCAGAUCCCAGGGAGCUUCUUGGUUAUCCAGAGACCUUGGGGGAUGUACAGCUAUGCACUGGGCUGCUGACGGAGGACAUGUCGAUGUUAUUGAGUGGAUGGUCAAGGAUGGUUGUCAGAUUGAUCCUAAAGACACAGGCUUGGAGUGGACUCCGCUGAUGAGACUAUGUGCAAUAACAGGAAAAGCAGAUGUGGCCACAACUUUACUAGACGCUGGAGCUGAUGUGAAUGUAAAAGAUAAGGAUGGCAAGACACCUCUCAUGGUGGCAGCAUUAAAUAACCAUGAAGAAUUGGUAGCAUUACUUCUAGAAAGAGGAGCAGAUCCUGAUGUUAAAAAUGAGUUUGGCAAAGGUGCCCUGGAAAUGGCUAGAGGCAUGAACAGACAGAGUGUGGUUUCAAUAAUAGAAGAAAGGAAAAGACAAUUAAGUAAUGUGAACGUGGAUUCUUCCGCAUCCUCUGCUACAAUUGUGUGAAGCAGACAAUUUGAAGCCUAAUCUUACCUACGAAGGAGAAUAUCAAGUGAAAUACCUUUCAUCAGAGACAAUUCUUACAUUUGGCUGAGAGUGAAGAACUGGUAAGUGAUGAUACAUCCAAACAUGUAUGUGUGAAUCAGCCUUAACAUGUAUGAGAUAAACAAUUUAACUCCACUGAAAAGCAGUGGGCCUUCAGGGCUCCAUUGACUGCCUUUCGUUUCACUGGAAUGAAAGCAUACAUGACCUUAUCUAAUAACGCAAAAUUGUUUGAAAGGUGCAGCCGCUGCUUUAAAAUGCUUAAUUAAUUAAUUAGAUCUCUGAUCCACUCUUUACCAGUAUGUCUUAGGGCAGGUUACCACUUUAACAGACCGUGUGUUGCUUCUCCUUGCUGACUCCACAACAAGAGGUUCCCCUUGCUCACAUCACAGUAAGAGGUUUAAAAGCAUUUUCUAGUGUGGGAAGCUGAUAGAUACAAAAACAGCCCGAGAAAGCAAGCUGCCAUGAAAUUCAGGAGAAACCUAGUGUUUGCUGAAGGCUAAUAAACAUAAGUAUUUGCAUUCAGCUUUGAAGUAAUCUUGCCUAUUUAAAAGGUAUGUUACAAUCCUUUGUGGAAAUAUUAUGACUGUUUUGUAUUAUGUGCUGACUAGCAUAUUGUAUCUUUAGUCCUGACUAAAUAGUAUAUAUGGCCUCACCUAUCUCUCUCUGGUUAAAAAGAUACUUAUGCAUGACUAGUUUUACCAUGAUGGGGAUGCACAUUAAAUUGCAAAUUGCACUGAAGAUUUGCAGUGUAAAUAUAUGAGAGCAACAGUCAGUUACAAAUUCUGCUGCAUGUUUUGAUGCUCUUUACCCAGUAAAUGAUAAACAUAGGGAAGAAAUAGGGAAGAGCACCUACAGAUCCCCAUGGUGAUAUGCAUUUAAAGCCUACCAAUCUGAUUUCCAUUUUGCACAUGCAGUGGCACAUAGUGUGAACUGAGCUAGGCAGAGGAGGAUCAUGUUCCUCAUGUGAAACCACCUGCCUUUUGUAAAGCACAGAGUGUUCAUUGAUUGAACAGUUCAGUUCUUAAAUAGUAUUGCUUUAGCUCUUUCAUGAUCAGGAAUAGGAAAAAAUAAUGUAGUGAUUAAAAAGGGAAUUUACAAACCCCAACAUCUUUUUACGGCAAUCACGCCCAAGGAUUUGAUUCCUGCUAAAUAAAAUAAAAUGCUACUUUAGUAAUAAUCAAGUUGGGGUUUCUUAUUAAUGGCAGUCAAAUGAAACAACAUGGAGUGAAGAAGUAAGGUGCUGUUAGAAAAAUAAACUACUCAAGAUGCAUGAAAGGUAAUUUAAAGAGCCCCAACAGCACCUGCUUUUCAUUUAAAAUGAAAUGCCAAAUCCUAUCUUUAAAAAGUUGAGUGCUACCAUCAUCAGCAACUCUCCUCAUUUAGCAUAAAUGUUACAUUGACAUUUUCCAGAAUGUCUUAUUGUGUAAUUACUGAUACUAUAAUUUAUAUCAUAUGCAAGCUUCAGGAGCAAAACUGGUUUCUGUGGAUUCUUUUUUGCUUUAUUGGUUUUGGUGAGGUUGAGGAUAUAUUUUAUUUGCUUUGUUCAUAAGCAUGACUGUGUGGUUGCCUAGUUACAGGGCAAAGUAAUUGGGAAAGUUAAAUUACUUACUGGAAAAAGACAAAAGGUCUUCAAGUUCUGUUUCUCUGUCUGAAGAAGCACAGACACUUUGGAUAUUAGCACACUGCAUAGGCAGGAGUAAUGGCCAAAGGUUUGGUGCUGGAAAUAGUUAUAUAGUGUGGAACAAAUAAUUUGCCAACAUUAUGUUGUUAUGAAAGAGAAUAUGUAAGGUGAUUUUCUUUUGCAGGGGUGGAAAUGAGAGUAUCACCAAUAUCAACUGUGGUAUUGGUUCAAUACCCGCAAAAGGGAGGGAGAAAGGAGAAUAAAGCUAGUUCUAAUUGACUAUUAUGAAUAUGACAGGGGUUUUUUCCCCAUAAAUAUGCUGAGCUGUAGGUGGAAAGGAGUCCAUGUCUGGACUCCCAGUUCUAUCUGGGCCAUCCCAGUUGCCCCACCAGCUUGGACUUUCAAGGCUUGCUAGCUUGGCAGUUUGAAAGUUUAUAGCCUUGUUUGCUGAGUACAAGUAAAAUAUGCAUGCUACAUUAGAACGUUUUCUAGUCUAGGGCAUCAGAAAAUUUCAAACUGAAAAAUCUCCUAUGCAAAUUCUUCUAAUUCCAAUUGUUUCCAGAAAAUCCACAGCAGUGUUGCUCAGAAACAGGAGAGAGACGAGGGAAACGCAGUAAACAAUCUCUAAAUUAUGAUCUA
Molecule: messenger RNA, 3436 nt
Organism: Podarcis muralis (Common wall lizard)
Lineage: Eukaryota; Metazoa; Chordata; Lepidosauria; Squamata; Lacertidae
Source: RefSeq, a predicted model, not a curated record